CGUUACUUUUCCUCCCCCGGCGACCGAAGCCGCCGCCCAGCCACGCCAUGGACUCUCUCCUCGCCAGCUACGCCUCUUCCGACGACGACGCUGAUGAGGCCCCACCUGCUCCUCCUCCUGCUCAUUCCCCCGCCAUCGCCACUUCCUCCGGUGGCGGCGCAGGCGGGUUUUUCUCCUCGCUCCCGCAACCCAAGUCCGCCCCCGCACCGCUCUUCUCCUCCCUCCCGGCGCCCAAAUCCACCCCCACGCCGCUCUUCUCCUCUCUCUCGGCGCCCAAAUCCUCCCCCGCCCCUAACCCCACCUUCUCCUCUAUCCCGCCGCCCAAGUCUUCCGGAGGAAACCCUAAGCGCGUCGUCCAGUAUCGCCCGCAGCCGAUCCGGCAGCCCACAGGCGACAGCUCCGACGACGAGGAGGACGAUCCCAAGAAGCGCCGCGCGAGCAACAACGAGGCGCGCUUGCCGCCCGUGUCUGCUGGCUCGGGUCCCGUGUCCUCGUUCCUCCCGCCUCCGAAGCACUCGCUCGGGCUCGGCGCCGGCUCUGGCGCGGGAGCGAGGAGGUCGGCAAUCGAUACGGCUGCGCCAGAGAAGCUAAAUCUCGGCACCGCUCUGCCUUCAAGCUCGGUUGCCAACACAGGAGCCCCGGAAAGGCCUGACACCGGCGCAACCGACGACGACGAUUCGGAAGAUAGUGGCAGUGAUGGUGACAUGCCUGCGCCGGAGCUGGAGGAGGAGCAUGAAAACCAGCAGGCUUUUAAUGCUGCAACCGGGGAGCAGCAGCAAAGCUAUGAUGCUGGAGCUGGGAGCACUAGUGGAUAUGAAACAUAUGCGUGGGAUCCAAACCACUAUGCGCAACACGGUGCUUAUGGUUGGGAUCCUAGUGCCAGUGCGAAUUAUGAGGAUGGAACACAGUAUGCCGCAUAUGAAAGAGGGCAAAGUGCAGGGUAUGUUCAUGCGCAUGGAGGGGAGCAUGCCAGUGGAUAUGACCAUGUUGCGGCAGUGCCAUAUGGAGUAGAUUAUACUGCUGGAGGUUAUGGUCAUGAGGUAGCAGCGACAUUGCCACCGGUGCAUGAACCGAUAUUGCCACCAGAGAUGGGUAGGAGUGGAGGGAAGAGAGGUAGAAAUGAUACGCCGGUCCAGAUUUUAGAAGUAAAUCAAGCAGAGCUGAUGAAGAACAGACCAAAGCAGGAUAAGUCUAAGCUCACGGGGUUGGCCUUCGGUCCUAGUUAUCAGCCUGCACCUUCAGCAAAAGGAAAGCCAUCCAAGUUGCAUAAAAGGAAACAUCAGAUUGGUUCUCUGUACUUUGACAUGAAGUCAAAGGAGAUGGAGCUUGCGGAGAGGCGUUCUAAGGGCAUUCUUACGAAAGCAGAAACUCAAGCAAAAUAUGGCUGGUGAGGAGGGAUGUAAAAGAACUCAAGAUACCUGUGUGGGAGGCUGGGAGCUGUAGAAUUGAGAUGCGUGAAUUUUUGUUGCACAUUUUGUUGUAAGAGUUACGGACUUUGUAAGUUCAAUCCUGAACAAAUAGAGAACAAAUAGUUCAAU
This is a messenger RNA of Zea mays, 1538 nucleotides long. RefSeq lists its product as uncharacterized. The record is from RefSeq and is marked predicted. NCBI's taxonomy places the organism in Eukaryota, Viridiplantae, Streptophyta, Magnoliopsida, Poales, Poaceae. The coding region runs from base 48 to 1391 and encodes 447 amino acids. The transcript has 2 exons. Gene Ontology annotation, cellular component: nucleus.